Messenger RNA from Prunus armeniaca (apricot), 726 nucleotides. NCBI's taxonomy places the organism in Eukaryota, Viridiplantae, Streptophyta, Magnoliopsida, Rosales, Rosaceae. The record is from the annotation of a GenBank genome assembly.
AUGACCAGUAAUGGUACUGGUUAUGGAUUCCAUACUUCCUUUAAGAUUGAUUCCAGGGGCUGGAUAAUUGAUUUCGGUGCAACUGAUCAUAUGACGUUUGAUCCUGAUGAUUUUCUUCAUACUACACAACCUCGACGAACUUGUAUUGCAAAUGCCAAUGGAGUUACUUAUCCUGUGACAGGGGCUGGCACUGAUAUUCACACUAAGGAGAUUCUUGGUCGUGGUACUAAGGGAGGGGGGUUAUAUUAUGUAGACGACUUCAGUCCCUGCAUGGCUAACAAUGUGACGCAUCCCUUUGAUAGCAAACAACAACAAAUCUGGUUGUGGCACCGUCGAUUGGGACCAUCCAGUCACCAUGUGCCCUACCCGUUGAGUACGAACAAGUGUACUACUCCAUUUACGUUAAUUCACUCUAAUGUCUGGGGACCUUCACCUAUCACUGCUCCUUCUGGUGUUCGAUGGUUUGUCACAUUCAUAGAUGAUUGUACACAAAUGACAUGGCUUUAUUUGCUGAAGAAUAAAAAUGAAGUGUUUUUCCGUUUUCAGUCAUUCCACAAACAGAUGAAGACUCAGUUUAAUGCUCAAAUUCAUAUUCUUCGCUCAUACACUGGUGGAGAAUUUUUCAAUCAUGACUUUCAGACUUACUUCCAACAACAUGGAAUUAUCCAUGAGACGACUUGUCCUCAGACACCGCAACAAAAUGGUGUUGCUGAACGAAAGAAUUGA